Aspergillus nidulans FGSC A4 is the source of this 2873-nucleotide messenger RNA. RefSeq names its product protein micA. Gene Ontology annotation, molecular function: phosphopantetheine binding. The transcript is spliced from 3 exons. The record is from RefSeq and is a predicted model, not a curated record. Lineage: Eukaryota; Fungi; Ascomycota; Eurotiomycetes; Eurotiales; Aspergillaceae. Bases 1 to 2817 code for a protein of 938 amino acids.
AUGGUAGGCUCAGUGGUUGAGGCGCACCGGCAAUCGGUUGGGUGUCUCCGAAACCUGUCACAGCUUCUUGCCUGGGCAUCUAAUACCAGCGGGGGCCUGAUAUUUUAUUCUCGAGAGGAUGACGUGCUCACGUCCACUCGUAUCUCGUACGCUGAGCUUCUUGCAGAUGCAGGCGAGAAGGCUCGUUUAAUCGGCCAGAUUACAGGCCUCUCGUCUGAAUCGAUCAUUCUGUUGCAUUUUGACACUCAGCGAGAGGUCAUCGAGUGGUUCUGGGCUGCGACACUUGCUGGCUAUCUGCCAGCCAUCUCUACUCCCUUUGUAGACGAUACAGCACGGCGCAAAGCCCACUUGCUACACCUGCACGCACAGCUUAAUCAGCCGGUUGUGCUCACAAGCAAGCGACUAGUCCCUGAAUUUCUCGGACUCGAGGAGCUCAGACUACAUGAUGUUGAGUCUCUCCUGUCAUCUGCCGCUAAAGACGGCCUUAUCCAGUAUCUCGGGGUCCAGAAACUGGCUGAGGACGUGGCAGUCCUCAUGUUGACUUCGGGGAGCACGGGAAGUGCGAAGGCAGUACCUCUGCGUCACGGUCAGCUUCUCACGGCUAUCCAGGGAAAGUCUACUCAUCAUGGCACAUUACCGGGCGAUGUCUUUUACAACUGGGUCGGUCUGGACCACGUUGCUAGUUUGACCGAGAUUCAUCUACAUGCAUUGAUACUUGGCAGCGAUCAAGUCCAUACUGCGGCAUCAGAGCUCCUCCGCAAUUCACUGCAGUUUGUUCGAUUGCUGGACACUCACAAAGUGGCCUACACAUUUGCGCCCAACUUCUUUCUAACCAAGGUGCUUGACAGCUUGAGGGAAAACCCAACGUUCACGGCAGACCUGUCGAGCCUUAAGGCUCUGAUUUCCGGCGGGGAGUCUAAUGUGGUUGUGACCUGCGACAAGCUCACGAGGGAACUUCGCCGUCGAGGUGUCCAAGCCGAAGUGAUUCGUCCCGGCUUCGGGAUGACCGAGACAUGUGCAGGAUCCAUCUACUCUCGGGCUUGCCCAUCGUAUGAUAUCAGGCAGUCCCUUGAAUUUGCGAGUCUUGGGUCCUGCAUCCCCGGCAUGCACAUGCGUAUUAUGAGCAUCACAGAGCCCGGAAAGCUAGCUGCACCCGGCGAGUCUGGAGAGCUCCAAGUCGCAGGUCCGGUCGUAUUUGACCACUACUACAACGAUGAGACGGCGACCAGAAACGCCUUCACGCCGGAUGGCUGGUUCAUAACUGGGGAUUUGGGCUGGAUCGACGAUGCCGGCAACUUGAACCUGGCUGGUCGGACCAAAGACACCAUCAUCGUCAAUGGUGUCAAAUGGAGCUCGACCGAGCUAGAAGCGGCUAUUGAGGAGGAAGCGGUUUCUGGCCUGGUGCGUUCGUUCACAGUAGUUGUGCCGACCCGCCCUCCUGGCUCGGCCACUGAGGAAAUUGCUGUCGUCUACUCGCCGGCGUACGCCCCCGAGGACUAUCACGCGAGAUAUGAGACCGCGCAGGUCAUUUCCAAGACAGUCUCACUGCUGACAGGCACAAAGCCUGCGCGCCUUAUCCCCCUGCCUCAGUCACUUCUGGAGAAGUCGUCGCUUGGUAAAAUAUCGCACAGCAAGGUGCGUGCUGCACUCGAGAGCGGCGAGUACGCGUCGAUUGAGCGCGCAGACCAGUUGAUUCUGGCGCAAUACCGCCAGUUCAAGUGGCGCCCUGCAAAGUCUGACAGUGAAAGAGCUGUGCAGAAAGCCUUGGUUGAGUUUCUGCAAGUGCCUGCUGAGGGGAUUAAUAUGGAUGAUUCUAUUUACGACUUGGGUGUGAGCUCGUUGAAUCUGAUAUUGCUGAGGUCUACGCUUCAGAGGAUGCUAGACCCCAAGAUCGAUAUCCCAUUGUCUAUCAUAUUGAAUAAUCCGACCCCUGGAGCAAUCGCAAGGUCGAUUGACUCAUCCCGCUCUAGUUUAGCUGGAUACAAUGCGAUCGUGCCACUGCAGCAACACAGACACGGUGGUACACCGUUGUUCUGCAUCCACCCUGGAAGCGGCGAAGUUCUGGUAUUCGUUGCCCUUGCUGCACACUUCCCGACGCGGCCCGUGUACGCGCUGCGUACUCGAGGUUAUGGCUCAAACGAGCAAUUAUUCGGCUCCAUCGAGGAAACUGUGGAGACGUAUGCAACACAGAUUCGCCAAGUUCAGCCGCAUGGUCCGUAUGCAAUCGCAGGGUACUCCUUGGGAUCCACACUGGCCUUUGAAGUAGCCAAAGUGCUGGAAGCGCAGGGAGAGGAGGUCAAAUUUCUGGCGAGCAUUGACUAUCCGCCGCAUAUUGCCCACUACGUGCGCGACUUGAAUUGGACCGACGUGCUGCUACAUAUUGCCUUCUUUCUUGAGCUUAUUGACGAGAAGACCAUGGUCGAAGUCACACCUUACCUGCACACGCUCGACCGACAGACUGCACUGACACACAUCCUGAAUAUAGGCGAUGCUGAGCGGGCGAGAGCCCUAGCCAUCGACACCAAGCAUCUGGGGCUCAUUAGCGAUAUCGCCGAGAACUUCCGCGUCAACGUCAAGACGUAUAAGCCCCAAGGAAAAGUGCAGCAUCUGGACGUCUUCGUGGCAGACCCGCCUACCUAUGCAGCCCGCGAUCGAAAGGAUUGGAGAGAGAACAAGCUUGGGCGCUGGGUCGACUUUUGUGAGACAAAAGUCGAGUUCCAUGAUUGCCCUGGUAUUCACGCCAAGAUGCUUAACAGGGAGCAUAUUGCCGGCUUUGCAAAGGUCUUCAAGGCAGCGAUGCGGCGCAGGGGCGUUUAGAUUUUCUUCCGUUUCUAUAUCAUUUACCAGUUAUUAAGAGCGCUCUAUAUACCUCG